GUGCUGCGAGAUCCUACGUGGAUGCAUGGCAGGUUUCUUGCUGGGACCACCGGUCGGGCCAAAGCUCAGGUCAGAAAGCCCACACUGCCUGCACGUGGAAUUGCUGUUGAUUUGCCCGACGAGCGUGCUGACGUAGCGAGCCCGUACUCCCAGCUGCUUGACAGCGCCACCUUCGCUGGCGGGGCAGGCGACAUUGAUGCUCUAGGUGAUGGUCCGGUGCCCACUGAUGAGACCGUUGAGACCGUACUCCGCUUGGCUUACCAGCUCGCCUGCAACGCCUCCUGGUUCUGUGAUGAUGAGGACAUGUCACCAGGCCCCGAGGCCAAACGUGCCAGGAUUGCAAAAGUUACAGGUGUAGAUGUACCGGUCGGCAAUGGAAAGCUGACCAUGUACCACAGCGAUGAGUAUCUAUCUGAGUGUGCGAAUGAUGUUGCCGUCGCGGACCCGUUCUGCAAUGAGGACGACAGCGACGAAGGCCCUGUCAGUGACGACGAGGACUCCUCAGCUCUUAAUGGUGCUCCACCUCUCGAGCUGUUCUUUCCUUUCAGUACCAGUGAUCCUGAACUCUCUGAGAGUGAGAUGUCACAUUUGGCCCAUGUGGCCGAUCAGCACGAGAUUGCGCGCCUUGAGCGCAUGGGAGUGUUGAAGCCACUUGAAGGUGACACAGCGCACUACAGUCAGUUGUCGACUCGUUUCGUUCGCAGCUUCCGCCCGAAACCACAUCCGGUCACUAAG
Symbiodinium necroappetens is the source of this 735-nucleotide messenger RNA. Lineage: Eukaryota; Dinophyceae; Suessiales; Symbiodiniaceae. The record is from the annotation of a GenBank genome assembly.